CCGAGCCAUGGCGGACGGCAGCAAAACGGUGCAGGCCCGCGCGCUCCUGCAGCGGUGUCUGCACGCUCAUCUACAAGUGCGCCCGGCCGACGGGGACGCCCCGGCGCAGUGGGUGGAGAUCCAGAGAGGCCUGGUGAUCUAUGUGUGCUUCUUCAAGGGGGCGGACAAAGAGCUUCUUCCCAAGAUGGUUAAUACGCUGUUAAAUGUGAAAUUAAGUGAAACGGAAAACGGCAAGCUUGUCUCUAUCCUGGACCUGCCUGGCGACGUUCUCAUCAUCCCUCAAGCCACCCUCGGGGGCAGGGUGAAAGGAAAAACCAUGCAGUAUCAUGCUAACUCCGGGAAGGAGGAAGGCCUGGCACUGUACUCCCAGUUCGUGAGUCUGUGUGAGAAAGCCUUGGCCGCCAACAGCAAGUGUGCCGAAGCGGGGGUUGUAGUGGCGCAUGGCACUUACGGCAACAGGCAAGUGUUAAAUCUGGACACCAAUGGACCAUACACGCACCUAAUCGAGUUUUGAAAGACUCUCUCCACGACUGCCUCAUGGUAUAAAAGGACCGGACUGGACUUAGGUUUGGUCCCCUACCUCUUGAAGGCACAGAUCUGCAAAGUUUCGGCAAGAACAUCCUGGAUCCAAGCUGGACAUGGUGACACAUUCCUUUAAUCCCAUCCCAAUGCUCAGAGGCAGAGACGGCAGAUUUCGUCACUUGGAGGCCAUCCUGGUCUACCUAGCCAGUCAAGGACAGCCUUUUUUAAAAAAAUAAAGAAACUGGGAACAUAAAUGAGUCAUUUUGUAAAAGGCAGCACUGGUUUUUACAAACCCCUCAGCCUUUACUCUAAAAUAUGUUUUUAAGAUUGGAAACUGUGGAUAGCGAUAGCUCGGUAGUGAAGAGGUUUUGCUGCACUCCUAGAGGCCCUGGAGUCAGUGCCCAGCACGAUGGGUCCUAACCGUCUGCACCUGCAGCUCUGGGGGAUUGGAGGGCUCCCGGGUACACAAGGAUACAUAUAAAUAAAAUGUAAAGAUAAAUAUUAAAAACUCUAAGGUAUUUUUAAAUUGAAAAUUAAAUAUUUCUAAUUAGCAGACUUAGACAUCUGAGGACGCCACUGGACUCUCCUGGUGUCUUAGAUGUCCCUUGACCUGUUCUGACAUUUUAAAUUCCUCUUGCACACAUGCCCGAAAUUCCUUUUUUUAUAGCUUUCCUGUACUGUUCUAUUUUGAAACUUGAGAAUCAAUAACUUGAGCUCAUUAUUCUUAACUUCUGCUUUAUUGAUUCACAAUGCAGUUGUUGAAAUGUGAUAAACUAUUCAUAAGCUUAGAAACCCCAGUUUUUCUUAAAUCUCCUCAAGGACAUGCGCAUCUCUUUCAAAAAGAUUACAUUACUUACUUUAAAUCAUUUUGGUUUUAUGCCUGUGUAAAAUGCUGACUCACAGCCCUAUAUGGAGUUCAAGAAUUCUCCUUACAAAGCCGCCUGCGGCGCCUGUGGAAAAGGGCAGUCCAAGUUUAUGGAAGAUUAAUAAUUAGAAACAAUGACAGAUGGGGGAAGCAGAAAAAUUGUAGAUUUGGAAAUUACUUCAUCUUUGCUUUUCGUAGCUUUUUUAAAAACCCAUCAAUAUACACAUUUUAUUUUCAUAUCUAUAAUGAAGAUAGCACUAUAGAAAGAAAGAUGCUGUUUUCCCCAGGUCAUCCACUAUGGAAGAGUCACCUCCUUCCUCUGACUUAUACUGAAACUUGUUGCUGGUUAAUUGGUUUAGUUACUAAAUUAGGCAUGAACAAAAUUGCCCCUAACAUACAUGCCUUAUCCCUUGUUUUUUUCUAAGAUUAUAGAAUGUUUCAAACAAUAUACUUCCUAAAUAUUUUUCAAAGAUUUAUUUUUUCUUGUGUGUGUGUGUCCGUUGGUAUGUCCACAUGAGUGCAGGGGCCCUUGGAGAAUAGAAGCUCUCCUGGAACUGGAGAUGCAGGUGACUGUGCCUGAUGUGGGGUGCUGAGAUAAGCAAUGCAUGCUCUUAGCCUCUGAGCUAUCUCCCCAAGACCCCCUAAAUGUUUUUAUUCUUUCAGUUUAGAAUCCUGGAACCACUUGUGGAAAAUAUCAUAUGUAAGAUGCAACAGAUGUGGUUUUAAUGUCUGGAACACAUUCGUAUAAAGUAAAAUGGGAGCUGAGCAGGUGGCUUAGUGGUUAAGACCAGAGUUCAGCUCCCAGCACCCAUGUCGGGCAAUUCUCGGCACCCUGUAACUCCAGCUCCAGAACUCUGCCCUGCAUUCAAGCAUGUGCACACAUGCACACACGUCAUUUAAUAAAUAAAUAAAGCAAAUUGAAACGUGCCUUUAUCCUUACUUCAAAUUAUAAAAAGAAGGGCAGAGGCAUGCAUGUA
Chionomys nivalis (European snow vole) is the source of this 2364-nucleotide messenger RNA. It is a transcript of the gene Dtd2, whose product is annotated as D-aminoacyl-tRNA deacylase 2. The transcript is spliced from 3 exons. Gene Ontology annotation, molecular function: D-tyrosyl-tRNA(Tyr) deacylase activity. NCBI's taxonomy places the organism in Eukaryota, Metazoa, Chordata, Mammalia, Rodentia, Cricetidae. Gene Ontology annotation, biological process: tRNA metabolic process. Gene Ontology annotation, cellular component: cytoplasm. The record is from RefSeq and is a predicted model, not a curated record. The coding region runs from base 8 to 514 and encodes 168 amino acids.